AUGCACGGGAUAUCCCGUAAAACCCCAAGUCAAGAAGAGCAAGAAGCUUCAGCCCUAAAAGCUGCCGAACUUCGUGAUCUCCAAUCUCAGUUCCUUCACCUACAUCAUAACAAAAUAUAUACAAAAGAAGCUUUAGAAACAAGUGCAAAAUUGUUAGAAGUGAAUCCAGAGCAUUAUACUGGUUGGAAUUACCGAAAACUUGCUGUACAACACUUUCUUAAUAACCAGUCAGAGACCGAAGUUGAUUCAGAGUCUAUCCAAUCGGUUCUAAAUGAAGAAUUGAAAGUUGUGGAAAAUGCAUUGAAGAACAAUUUUAAGUCUUAUGGUGCGUGGUAUCAUCGCAAAUGGGUCCUAAGCAAGGGUCAUUCUUCCACGGACAAGGAAUUGCGGCUUUUGGGCAAGUUUCAGAAGUUGGACUCCCGGAAUUUCCAUGCCUGGAACUACAGGAGGUUCAUAACAACGUUGAAGAAGAUAUCGGAUGAGGAGGAACUGCAAUACACGACGGAUAUGAUAUACGAUAAUUUUAGCAAUUAUUCUGCAUGGCAUAACAGAAGUGUGCUUUUGUCUCAUCUGUUCGAGAAAAGAGGAAAAGGACACAGUCACAAAGAGAGCAUUUUGGAAGAGGAAUUUGAGUUUGUACGUAAUGCUCUAUUUACAGAUCCGGAUGAUCAAAGUGGUUGGUUUUAUCAUCUUUGGCUUCUGGAUCAAACGGUUAAACUGGAGCCCCUCCUACUUUCUUCAUGGCCUCCUCAUGGCUCUAGUCUAUAUUUAUCAGCUAAUGAUUACUUCGAUGGUGGAAAUUUAUUUCCAAGGAUGCAUUUCCAAUCUAAAGAUAGAACGUUUCCAAUCGUACUAUAUUUCAGUGAAGCAGUUGAAGGUGUAAACUCUUCUACCGUCACUAUUGAGUAUGAAUACUAUUCUAAUGAUAAUGUUAUUUGGAGACCACUUUCAGCAAAUAAAUUUGGUUGUGCCCAAGCCUGGUUAACUUACCUAAACUUUCCUGAUGAAGUGCACUCUCUAAAGGAUAUCCCUGUUAAAGUUGUCGUAGCACAGUUUCCGGGUAUUGUAUCCUCAAAUGGUAUAUCCUUUAGUCAGACUUCGUAUAUAGAGUUCUCUUUGUGCAUACCUUCCCAUGAUCGAGAACAUAGAGAGGGGCAAACCAUACCGAGAAUUUUAUGGAAAAACGAAAAAUUCUACCCACAUGUUACAGGAUCUCAUGAUGCAAGCUUGCUUAAUCCACUUCAUAAAUUAAAAAUGACUGAGGGUAAAUCAAAGGCAUCUGAUUGGAGUAUGAAGACCAUAGCCAACGAAAUUGCUCACUACAGAGAACUAUUGUCAUCAACAAACUGUAAAAUUGGGAAACUGACUCUUGCAAGACUACUGAUGGCACAAAGCAAAUUGAUUUCAUAUUGUCUCCCAAAUGAUGGAAUGAAGGUCCAUUACGAAGAAAUUCUUGGAUUGUAUCACGAUUUGAUGGAGUUGGACCCUGUACAUAUUUGUUAUUAUGAGGAUGAGUACAGCUUAGUCCUAUUGAAACAGGUGACUUUGAGUAUGGAAUCUAUUCUGAGAUACUACCAUCAAUAUGGAGAUUCAACGUCACCAAGUAUGGAUUCUCAUUUCUGUCUUCGACUCAAUGAUCUCUCAUUGUCGCGAAUUGGGAAUGUUGAGCAAUUGUUGUGGAUUCAAAUGUUAGAUCUCAGCCACAACAAAAUCCGAUCAAUUGAAGGUUUGGAGGCUCUGCAAUUGCUUUCUUGCUUGAACCUUAGCAACAAUAAAAUUUGCAGUUUUGCUGCAUUGGAUCCCUUAAGAAUGCUGAAAUCUCUAGAAGUAUUAGACAUUUCAUACAAUGAGAUUGGUGCUCACUCCGUCGACACAAGAAGGUAUUUGUGCUCAUCUCCCAUGACACAUGCAGUCGAAAAUGAUUGGAGUUUUGAGGAAUUCGCAAAUGUAGGUGUCGAUUUGACAAAUCAUUGGGAUGCAUUUUUUAUUUUCCGGGACUUGAAUUUGAUACAACUAGAUAUUUUGGGAAAUGCAGUAGUUAGUGAUCAGUUAAAACUACUUCUGUUUAAGUUAAUGCCAUCGCUUAAGUGGUUUGAUGGUGAGAAUUGGAAUUAG
This is a messenger RNA of Fraxinus pennsylvanica, 2115 nucleotides long. The record is from the annotation of a GenBank genome assembly. NCBI's taxonomy places the organism in Eukaryota, Viridiplantae, Streptophyta, Magnoliopsida, Lamiales, Oleaceae.